Messenger RNA from Letharia columbiana, 363 nucleotides. RefSeq lists its product as uncharacterized. Lineage: Eukaryota; Fungi; Ascomycota; Lecanoromycetes; Lecanorales; Parmeliaceae. The record is from RefSeq and is a predicted model, not a curated record. The transcript is spliced from 2 exons. The coding region runs from base 1 to 363 and encodes 120 amino acids.
AUGUCACCGCUCCCCCACGUCCUCGCAACGAUCCUCUCCCUCGAGCUCCUCCUCGGCGGUCAAGCCCGUCUCCCCUUCUCCCCAACCCCGUCCCUCUACAACCGCGCCAUGGCGAAAGCCGACGGCACCCUCGCCGCCUUCCCCUUCGUGCCCCUGGACGCCGUCACCUUCACGCAGGUCAUCGGUGUUGCGAUGUGCCUUGCCUCUGUCGGUGUAGCCUUGCCGGCGACGAGAGUGGCGGGGUCGGUCCUGUCGGGGUGUUUGUCGCUGAUGGGCGUGUGGAGUCAGUGGAGGAUGGAGAUACCGUAUUGGCUGCCGGUGGUCAACACGGGACUGGCAAUGGCUAUAUGGACUGUUUCAUAG